Molecule: messenger RNA, 1039 nt
Organism: Aethina tumida (small hive beetle)
Lineage: Eukaryota; Metazoa; Arthropoda; Insecta; Coleoptera; Nitidulidae
Product: thioredoxin domain-containing protein 9-like
Exons: 2
Coding region: 146-913 (255 amino acids)
Biological process (GO): microtubule cytoskeleton organization
Cellular component (GO): cytoplasm
Source: RefSeq, a predicted model, not a curated record
AAGUUUUCUAUGCAUAUGUAGUCUAUAGGUGGGAGGUUAUAAACUCUUUAACAUUCGAAUGUCAAAGUUGUAAACACCCGGGUUAAUUUAUCGAAAAUUUUGCUGAUUUUACCCAUUUAUACCAUCCAAAUCAAUUUACAAUAAAAUGGCUGCAUUAGAGAACCAAGUGCUGCAGGUGACAAAUUUGCUCGAAAAACAAAUAGAUACUGCUAUUGAACAAAUCGACAAUUUGGAUGUCAACGACUUGGAACAAAUUAGGAAGGCUCGAAUGGAAGAGCUCAAGAAACUCGAGGACAAAAAACGUGAGUGGUUAUCAAACGGACAUGGGAAAUAUGAAGAAUUGGCUGAAGAGAAAAUGUUUUUUGAUAUCAUAAAGAAGUCUGAUAAUGUAGUAAUACAUUUUUUUACUGGUAGUUCACCAAGAUGUGAGAUUGUUGAUAAACACUUAAAAAUCUUGGCCCCAAAACAUAUUGAAACCCUGUUCACAAAACUGAAUGCAGAGAAAUGUCCAUUUUUGGCAGAAAAACUGAGAAUCAAAACCAUUCCCUCCAUAGUUUUAAUUCAAAAUAGUGUUAUGAUUGAUAAAAUAGUUGGAUUUACACAGUUGGGUAACAGAGAUGAUUUCACAACUGAUGUGAUGGAAUGGAGAAUUGCCCAGAAUAAUGUGAUUAAUUAUGAGGGUGACCUUUCCACACCACCUGAUCAGCAACAGAAGAAAUCAACAAAAUCAACUAGUGGUGGCAGGAAAAUCAGAGAUGGCUACUACAACAGAGAUGAUUAUGAUCUUGACAUUGAAGAAGAAGCAAUUGCUAGAGACAAUUUGAAAUCUGAACAAGGAUUUAAGAUCAAAAGUGAACAUUUGUCUACAGAACUUACAGAGGAAGAAGCUGCUGAAUUAGGACUGGAUGAUUAAAUUAUACUACAGUAUUUUUAACAUGUUUCUGAGCUUUAACAAUUUUUUUAUUAAUAUCUAUCCUCAAUACUAUUUUGAUUCACUUUCAAAAUACUUUAUUUACAUUUAAUAUAUUUUAUUCACUUU